CUCGUGGAUACCUGUGUGCUAUUUCGCAGAAACCAAACCAAAACCACCGGACGCGGCAACCACCUGGAGAUAGGCAGAUGGGGUAAGCGGGAAGCCUGCAAUUACCUGUACUUAGGUUGGCAUGCAUGGGGGAGACUGCUUCCGAGAACCUCCAUGGACUCACGCAUCCCCCUUAUAUAAUAACCAACUACCUCCCUCUCCAUCACCCAUCAACCACAACCAUUGUCAGAUCUUCAAUCUUCACCAUGAUCUCCCAGGACACUUCCAAUUCGGGCUCAGACAAGGGCUCCUCCAUGCAGCUCCAGGACUUCCUGCCGUUGAUGGCGAGGAAGCUCGGGGCGGAGGGACUGAUUCAGGAGCUCUGCAAAGGGUUCCAGCUUCUCAUGGAACCCAGGACAGGCAAGAUCACCUUCCAGAGCCUGAAGCAGAAUGUGGCCAGGCUCGGGCUUGGAGAACUCCGUGACGAUGAGCUCCUGGAGAUGGUGAGGGAAGGGGAUCUGGACGAGGAUGGGGCACUGGAUCAUAUGGAGUUCUGCAUUCUCAUGGUCAGACUGAGCCCUGAGCUGAUGGAAGAAGAGGCACACAGGAUGUUUCAAUAUUGAUGUAAUUUGGUCCUUGUUACUUAGUAGUUAGUACAACAGAAUACAGUGAUCUUUAAUGUCGAUUUGGUCCAA
Messenger RNA from Sorghum bicolor (sorghum), 674 nucleotides. RefSeq names its product calcium-binding protein PBP1. NCBI's taxonomy places the organism in Eukaryota, Viridiplantae, Streptophyta, Magnoliopsida, Poales, Poaceae. The coding region runs from base 126 to 602 and encodes 158 amino acids. The record is from RefSeq and is a predicted model, not a curated record. The transcript has a single exon. Gene Ontology annotation, molecular function: calcium ion binding.